GUGGUUACUUGGCCAACAGCCUGGCAAUCAUGACUGACGCGGCUCAUCUUCUUACGGAUCUAGCAAGCUUUCUAAUUUCCCUUUUCUCGAUUUUUAUCGCAUCUCGCCCAGCAACUCGACGAAUGAGCUUUGGCUGGCAUAGGGCAGAAGUAAUUGGGGCGUUGGUAUCCGUGCUUCUUAUAUGGGUGAUUACCGGCGUCCUGCUGUACAUGGCUACUGAACGUCUGAUAUACAGAAACUAUCACAUUGAACCCAAGAUCAUGCUGACUGUUGCGUCAAUUGGCGUUUGCGUUAACGUAAUAAUGGGUUGCGUGCUGCACCGCUACAGCAGCCAUUCGCAUGGUUUCAACGAUGAAACUCGAACUCGCCAAUCGAAUGCCGUCAAUGACACUGAUGACAGAUCAAGAUCAAGUCGGGAUCAAGAGAGCACACCACUUAGAAAGUCGAAACCAAAGAACAUCAAUGUCAGGGCCGCCUUUCUGCACAUUCUUGGUGAUUUUAUUCAAAGCGUUGGUGUAGUAACCGCGGCAUUCAUAAUCUAUUAUCGAAGAGACUUGGAAUUCAUUGAUCCGAUCUGUACGAUAGUGUUUGCAAUCGUCGUUCUAUUCACUACACUUAACGUCAUGCGAGACGUUGUGAACAUAUUAAUGGAAGGCUCGCCCCGAGAGAUCAGUUUUGCUGAGGUACUUGCCGGUCUGACCGCAUUAGAUGGCGUCGAGAAAGUGCAUGAUUUGCACAUCUGGUCACUCACCCUGGACAAGGUUGCCGUUUCAGUGCAUCUAGCUGUUGAAGAAAGCAAAGACUUUCAAGCUCUUUUGAACCGUGGUAUAGAACUGCUUCGGAAGCAGUUUGGAGUUUACGAAUGCACCAUUCAAAUUGAACGUUAUUCAAACGACAUGGACAAUUGCUGUCAAUGCAAAGCUUUAAAUAAUUAAUU
Molecule: messenger RNA, 937 nt
Organism: Soboliphyme baturini
Lineage: Eukaryota; Metazoa; Nematoda; Enoplea; Dioctophymatida; Soboliphymatidae
Source: the annotation of a GenBank genome assembly